Phragmites australis (common reed) is the source of this 579-nucleotide messenger RNA. RefSeq names its product large ribosomal subunit protein eL38z/eL38y-like. Gene Ontology annotation, biological process: translation; protein-RNA complex assembly. The coding region runs from base 153 to 362 and encodes 69 amino acids. The record is from RefSeq and is a predicted model, not a curated record. The transcript is spliced from 3 exons. NCBI's taxonomy places the organism in Eukaryota, Viridiplantae, Streptophyta, Magnoliopsida, Poales, Poaceae. Gene Ontology annotation, molecular function: structural constituent of ribosome. Gene Ontology annotation, cellular component: cytosolic large ribosomal subunit; ribosome.
CUCUCCCCACCCCUCAGGGCAUUUUCGGAAACCGCUUCUCUCCAACUAGGGUUUCUCUCCCCGCCCCUAUAUACCCGCUCUCCCCUCCGCGCGCCGCCGCCACGGCAUCCCCCGACGCUGCGCCCACCGAGACCGCCACUUCUCAGGGAAAGAUGCCGAAGCAGAUCCAUGAGAUCAAGGACUUCCUCCUUACUGCUAGGAGGAAGGAUGCACGCUCUGUGAAAAUCAAGAGGAGCAAAGAUGUCGUCAAGUUCAAGGUGCGCUGCUCCAAGUACUUGUACACCCUCUGUAUCUUUGACGCUGAGAAGGCAAACAAGUUGAAGCAAUCACUCCCUCCAGGUUUGAGUGUCCAAGAAGUCUAAAGAUUCAAGCAAGAGAGGUAUCUUCAUGAAGCAGGAAGCUUUUCUUGUCAUCUGCAGAAACUUUUGGCCUGUGAACAAUGUAGUCUUAUGUAAUGGAUUUAUAUAUAGCCAGUUUUGUUUGCGGAAAGACAAAUCACCACUCAGUUAGAUGACAUACUUCUGCUGGUUUAUUGUCCGUGACAUUUUUAUCGCUUAAAGUCAGUAUUAUCCUUUUGCA